This is a messenger RNA of Microbotryum saponariae, 4868 nucleotides long. NCBI's taxonomy places the organism in Eukaryota, Fungi, Basidiomycota, Microbotryomycetes, Microbotryales, Microbotryaceae. The record is from the annotation of a GenBank genome assembly.
AUGAUCAAGCACACCAUCAUCACCUGGAACGUAAGAAGGGGCAUGGGGGUCCCGGAAAAACGAUGUAAUAUCUACACCUACCUUUCCACAUUCAAAGCUUCCGCAAUUCUCUUACAAGAGCAUUUCAUCAGACCACAAUUCUGGCAGCUCAUCAAGGACGAGUACGAGGGCAAGCUCUUCAUCAACCAGCACUGCCUGACCCUGAUCCCGGCCGACUCGCCCCUGAUCGACGCCGAGCUCUUGCGCACCCACUCGGCACUCGACGGCCGGCUCCUCGUCACCUCCUUUCGUCUGCGGGGCGACAUCAAAAUUCUAGAAAUCAAUAACCUCUACGCGCCCGUUGACCCAAAACAACGAGCAAAAUUCUUCGACAAACUGAUCCUCCACAAAACACAGAAAUCCCACCUCCGACUCCUUGGCGGCGAUCUCAACGACUGCCCGCGCCCAGAAGUUGAUCGGCGGAACCAAAGUCGGCGCGGCCACCACUGGCCGAUUCUGAUGGGCAAGCUCGACUCGGCCUACACGGACUGCAUCCGCUACAAGCACCCCAUCACCCCAUCUUUCACUCGACCUAAUCCCAAUCGCAAGCGACCCAACUCCUUCUCCCGGCUUGACUACUUUCUCCUACAAAGAGCUCACCAAAAAAGGCUCGACCAGGCCUCGACGAUCUACGACUAUCCCAAGGAUCUUUCCGAUCACCGACCGGUCUUGAUCGUACUAGCUCUCUCAGACGAUCUUGAUGCGGCUCUCCCACAGCUCAGCCUACCUACCACAUCCGACCAACUACAUCGAAUCAAUACCACAACCUUCAAGACGGUGGAAUUUCAGCGGAUGAUGGAAGGAUGGUUGGAAGGGGCAAGCGGGGAGGAUCUGGUGCGAGAGCUUGAGGAGGUUCUGGAGGCGUGCAGGGACAGGGGUGGGGAGAUGGCGAGGAGGCUGCAUCGGGAGCGGACGGAACGGAUGGAGUAUUUGGUGGGGAGGGUGCAGGAUCUGGAGGCGUUACCGGUAUGGGGGGAGGCGGAAACGGCAGAAUGGACAAGGACGUCCGAGGAACUCAAGCGGGCGGUCGAGGAGCGCGCGCGCCUACUCCGGAUCCGAGCCCACGUCCCCGAGAUCGCUUCCGAGGAACGACUGUCGCGGCCGGUCCACGCCAAGCUCGCGGCGCGGAACUCGGACUCCAAGAUCACAGCACUGCGCUUGGGUAACGGAGAGCUAACGCAUGACAUUGAUGUCGCUCUUGACCACACGCAGGCGCAUUUCCAGCGCCUCUACCACAUCGAGCCUCGUGAUCCGGAACGCGUCGACCGACUUCGGGACGAACUCCUCGUGCCGAUCAGGGCGGCACGGACUUGCGACGACCCGCGCUCAGAUCCGCUCUUUCUGCGCCGACUCUCGGAAGCGCAGAUGAUCUCCUCCAGCAACCCAUCACCGAGGACGAGGUCGUGGCCGCGAUCGGGACGACGCACCCGGGGCGAUCGCCGGGCCCGUCGGGCGUGCCUUACGAACUCUAUCAGACCGCACCGGAGGCGUGGUCCAAGGUGCUGACCAAGGCCUACAACGCGAUGAUCGAGCGCGGUUCACUCUCUCCCAAGCAGGGCCAGGGACUCGUGCGCCUCAUCUUCAAGCGCCACAAGAAGAAUGCCGAUCGCGCCGAACUCUCGUCGUAUCGCCCCAUCACCCUGCGCGAGUGCGAUUACAAGAUUUUUACCAAGGUCUACGUCGCCCGAUUGAACCAAAUUCUGCCCGAUCUCCUCCCGCCGCAGCAGCACGGCUUCGUCAAGGACCGCCGAUCGGCCGACGCUGCACUACACCUUUGUCUCCUGAUCGAGGAACUUGGCGCGCGCAGGACCGAGUUCCCCGCGGCCGCGCUCUUUGUUGAAUUUCAUUCUACUACAAGCGUUCGAACACUUCAACCUUGGGCCGCCGUUGUCAGGUCCGCCCAUUUUCGCCUCGGCGCCUUUGCCUUCGCAGCCAAGCCGCCGCCCCAUUUUCACCUCGGCGCCUUCGCCUUCGCAGCCAAGCCGUCGCCCUCCUGCCUCGCGCCGGCCUGCUCAACUCACGCCCGCGCGCCGCCGCCUCCACGCCGGGACUCUGGCCGUCUGCCCUCCAGUCUUGCUGAGCCAAUGCCUCCACUUAGUCACCAGCAGCUUGCCGCCGCCGUCCUCAUGUUCCAUCGGCCAUCAAGAGUAUCGCCCAUGCAUGACGCCCGCCGUUCGCAACCUGAGUCUCGUCGCUAUGGACUCCCUCGCUCACCAACACUCGACAUCGUAGAUAGGUUUCCCCUCGUGGCCGUUGUCCAACACGACCCCUCUCAGCACCCGAAUGACCCACUUGGAGUUUGCCCUUGAUGCUUAGCAGCGCAUCCGCCCGAUUUGCAGUAGAUCCUUUGCGCGCCCGCUUGCUAGAACCUUGUCAGACUCGCGCUCCUUGUGCUUCCCUUCCUCUUCUCUACCGCUUCCCGACAUUAGCCAGACUGCUAAUCUUCGGUAGAGAACAGGUUAGUUGAAAUCAUAUCUACCGCUUCCCGACAUUAGCCAGACUGCUAAUCUUCGGUAGAGAACAGAUCGUCCAGCCGCACCGCCGUCUCGUCAGACCGCGUCUGUGCCGCCUUGCGACUUCUCCCAAUCGGACCGUCCGUCGCAACCGUAGCCACGUCGACGCGCCCAACAGUAGCCCCAGCGGUCGCUACACCCAGUUCCGAAAAGUUCCACGACCUACACUCUAUACUCUUGUCUCUUGACCAAUCAUCCGCCUACGACCUCGUCGAGCAUGACUGGAUCUUUGCCAUCUUCGACGCUCUGGGCGCUCCUACCACCUUUCUUCGCGUGCUGAGGAUGCUCUACUCGGGUGACUCGACCUCGGCGCGCUACAUCAUCAAUGGGUUCCUGACGGCGCCGGUGCGACUGACGUGUGGGCUCGGCCAAGGGGACCCGGCGUCAUCGUCGGUCUGGGACAUCGUGUUUCAGCCGUUCCUGGAUGCUCUACACCGUCGAAACAUCGCGCUGAAUCUCUCCAUACCUGCACUUCAUCCGUACCCACAGAGCCGCGCCAUUACAUCACUUGCAUUUGCCGAUGACGUUGUCGUCGCCGUCGCGGGCUUGGAGUCACUCAACUUGCUCGAUGACCUGGCGCUCGACUGGAGGCAUGCAACGAAUGGCCGGCUCAACACGGACAAGACGGUCGUCCUACCGAUUGGACGUCGCUGGGACCCUGGCGAAUGGCCAAUCGUCGUCAAGGCCGCAGGCGAGUCGCUCGAGUGGAUCGGCCUCCCCUUCGACCCCAGCGGCGACACCGAACUCGCCUACGCGAAUCUCAUCGAACGGCUCGAGGCGACGCUGGAAGCGGUUCAGCAUCGCUGGCUCACGCACCACACCCGUGCCUUUUACGUCAAUCGGUACGCCAUUCCCAAGAUCCUGCAUUUCCUUGCAGCCGACAUCCCGCCGCCCGAAGUCGUCAAGAAGCUCGAUGACAUGCUCGUCGAUUUCGUCCGUGGGGGCAAGGGCAGGACCAGCUACGGCAGAGACAUUGUGUUCACCGCCAAGAACAAGGGGGGACUCGGGGUGAUAAGGAUGCGGGACGUUGUGGACGCGGUUGCGGCACGGCUCUGGGACGUUCUUCUCGGCGGUUCCGGCGCGAUUUGGCAAGGACUUGCGCGCGCAUCACUCCAGCGAGCUCAGCCCGACCUCGACCUGGCCACCGAUCUCUGGCCACAUCCAUCCACUCCCAUCCCCAACGACCUUCAUCCCCGAUGGCACGCCGCACUGGGCGUUCCGAAACUUCACGACGCGCAGGUCAACCCGAGGGCCUUGACCACCGCGAACUUGCUCGCGCUGCCCACCCUGCUCGGCAGCCUCCACACCCCCAUCAGAGGGAGACAGACCAUCGACGCGGUUCAUGUACCUGACUACCUUCGUCUCCAGGGCUACCCGAAGGUGGCGGAUCUCUAUCGACGCGAGUUGUAUGCGGGUGGGGGGUUUCACCUCUGGACGCCGCCGGCGGAUGUGCUCGGCGACAACAGCGAGUACAAUCGACGCGGGCUCCCGCAGCGACUGGCAAUCGCGGCCUGGUACCGGUUCACUGUCGAUCGACACAAGAACACCCCCUUGGCGGCGGCGGGACGACUCAACGUGCCUCCCCGGAUCGGCACCAGCGCACCACUCGAGGCGAUCAUCCCCAAGCCCGUGGCCCGCUUCGCAAUGGAGCAGCGCCUUCCGGACCCGGUGCUUCCACAACAGGCGAGCCAGUAUACGCUGCUGAACAUGGCUCGCCCCUACACAGUCCGUCGCAUCCGCCGGGUCCUGAACGCGAAGGCAUUUACCAACAUGCUCGGGCUCAAGGGACCACCGCAGCCGGACGACCUCAGGAGCUUCUGGAAGGCAGUCAACUCGAAGGCACUGACGGCGAGGGAGAGGGAAGUUUGGUUCAAGCUGAUCCUCCGCUUCACCCCGACGCGCAAACUCCAGCACGAGCAAAAGCACGACACUUCUCCCGCGUGCCUCGUGUGCGAAGCGCCGGUGGACGACACCGAUCACUACUUCUUCGGCUGCGUCGACUCGCGGAACAUCUGGACCGCGGCAAGGGGCGUGCUCUGCGACGCGCUCGGAUGCGACACGAUCGAGGACGCCGAGUACACGACACUACAACGACUCUUUGGCCUCCCCAAGCUCAAGGCCAAGCUCAGCGAACAGGAAGGCGCAGGCAGGACGAUCGAGAUCUUCACGGGGAUGGUCUUGGAGAUGAUCAGCAGUGGGAGAUGGAGGAUGCAGAAGCACGGGACGAGGAUGGAAAGCCUGGAGCGGAGGAGGGUGGUACUGGAGGAGAGGAUGAAGUUGAGGGCGGGGGGAGCAAGGGGCGGGCGAGGGCAGUAG